Messenger RNA from Dipodomys spectabilis (banner-tailed kangaroo rat), 2751 nucleotides. RefSeq names its product lactoperoxidase (gene Lpo). NCBI's taxonomy places the organism in Eukaryota, Metazoa, Chordata, Mammalia, Rodentia, Heteromyidae. The record is from RefSeq and is a predicted model, not a curated record. The coding region runs from base 178 to 2316 and encodes 712 amino acids. The transcript has 14 exons. Gene Ontology annotation, biological process: response to oxidative stress. Gene Ontology annotation, molecular function: heme binding; thiocyanate peroxidase activity.
AUGAUAUCUGAGUGGUGGGGAUGGCUGGGAGGCCAUGGCUCAGCAUGAGCCAUGAGCACGAUCGCUUCAAGUAGAUGGCCUUCUUCUGAGAUGCCCAGCUCAUUUUAACUUGAUUCAUCAUAAGAGAAACAUUGUUACAUUCCAACCAGGAGAGGAGGACAUCACUCUUUGGAAGGGAUGAGGAUCCUUCUCCAUCUCCCAGCCCUCCUGGCUUUUCUGUUCUCGCUCCAGGCUAAAAGGCCUGCUAAAAAUGCACAGAUCACUAGAAUUUCAACCAUCUCGGCUACUGUGAGUCAGGUCAAGGUCCAAGUCAACAAGGCCUACCUGGAAUCCCGAACCAGGCUGAAGACCGCCAUGAACUCCCAGGCUCUCACCACCCGACAGCUCUCAGAGUAUCUCAAGCAUGCCAAAGGCCGGACACGCACAGCCAUACGUAAUGGGCAGAUGUGGGAGGAAUCCUUCAAGAAGCUGCAGCAGAAGAUUUUCUCGGCCAAUGUCACAGAGCCCAGCCUGGACCUGACAUCGCUGUCCUGGGAGGUGGGCUGUGAUGUCCCGGCUCCAGUAGUGACCUGUGACACCAGCAGCCCUUACCGCACCAUUACUGGAGAAUGUAAUAACAGGAGGGACCCCACGCGGGGAGCCGCCAACCGGGCGCUGGCUCGCUGGCUGCCGGCCGAGUACGAGGACGGGCUCUCCCUCCCCUUCGGGUGGACGCCGGGCAAGAUGCGGAACGGCUUCCCGCUCCCGCUGGCCCGAGAUGUAUCCAACGAGAUCGCUGCCUAUCUGAAUGAGAAGGAUGUUCUGGACCCAAACUGGUCCCUGCUCUUCAUGCAGUGGGGCCAAAUUGUGGAUCAUGACUUGGAUUUUGCCCCUGACACUGAGAUGAGCAGUAGCAACUUCUCUAAGGCACAGUGUGAUGAGUACUGUAUCCAGGGAGACAACUGUUUCCCCAUCAUGUUCCCCUCCAGUGACCCCAAGGUGAAGACUCAAGGGAAGUGCAUGCCUUUCUUCCGAGCUGGAUUUGUCUGUCCCACUCCACCCUAUCGGUCCCUGGCUCGAGAACAAAUCAACGCUGUAACCUCCUUCUUGGAUGCCAGCUUUGUUUAUGGUCCCGAACCAAGCCUGGCCAACCGCCUGCGCAACCAUAGCAGCCCUCUGGGCCUCAUGGCUGUCAAUCAAGAGUUCUCAGAUGGGGAGCUGCCCUACCUGCCUUUUGUCACCCAGAGGCCCAGUCCCUGCGAGAUCAUCAACACCAUGGCCCAGGUGCCGUGCUUUCUGGCAGGAGAUUCUCGUGCCUCGGAGCAGAUCCUACUGGCUACUGCCCACACACUCUUUCUCCGUGAGCACAACCGGCUGGCCAGAGAACUGAAGAGACUCAACCCUCACUGGGAGGGAGACAAGCUCUACCAAGAAGCUCGGAAAAUCCUGGGAGCCUUCAUGCAGAUUAUCACUUUUAGAGACUACCUUCCCAUUGUGCUGGGUGAUGAGAUGCAGAAGUGGAUCCCUCCAUACCAAGGCUACAAUGACUCUGUAGACCCCCGAAUUUCCAAUGUCUUUACCUUUGCUUUCCGCUUUGGGCACUUGGAGGUCCCCUCCACAGUGUCCCGCCUGGAUGAGAAUUAUCAGCCAUGGGGGCCAGAACCAGAACUUCCCCUGCAUACCCUCUUCUUCAACACCUGGAGGAUGGUCAAAGACGGUGGCAUUGACCCGCUGGUUCGAGGUCUACUAGCCAGAAAGGCCAAGUUGGUGAAACAGGAUAAAAUAAUGACAGGAGAAUUGCGCAACAAGCUCUUCCAGCCAACUCAUACCAUCCAUGGCUUCGACCUGGCUUCCAUCAAUAUACAACGUUGCCGGGACCAUGGACAGCCUGGGUACAAUUCCUGGAGAAAGUUCUGUGACCUCUCUCAGCCACGGACACUGGAGGAACUGAGUGCAGUGCUGGGGAAUGAGAUGCUGGCCGAGAAGCUCCUGAGUCUCUAUGGGACCCCUGACAACAUCGACAUCUGGAUCGGGGCCAUUGCUGAGCCCCUGAUAGAACGAGGUCGGGUAGGGCAUCUCCUGGCCUGCAUCCUGGGCCAACAGUUCCAGCGAAUUCGAGACGGAGACAGGUUCUGGUGGGAAAACCCAGGGGUCUUCACAGAGAAGCAGCGAGCCUCUCUGCAGAAAGUGUCCUUCUCACGCCUUGUCUGUGACAACACCCAUAUCACCAAGGUCCCGAGGAACCCAUUCCGGGCCCACAGCUACCCCCAAGGCUUUGUGGACUGCUCAGCCAUUGAUAAGCUGGACCUCUCACCCUGGGCCUCAGUGGAGAAUUAGAGGCAUGGCCUUCCACGUGGCAUCGUGACUCUCCCCCUUUGGUCCAUGCUGCCAUUUCAAACAAGUGUGAUGACCCAGUCCCUUAAUGCUUCAGACCUCAGUCCUCCAGUCUUCCUUUCCAGCUAGCCCUCUCUUGCAUUUGCCCAAGGCCAACGGCAGCCACCUCAGUCUUCCAGCUCUUCUGCCUGGCUGCCACCACUUCCAACCUCUAUGGAAAUCUUCCUUUCUGCCAAGAUGCAGGCCAUCAGAGAAGGCCUGAGAUUUUAAUGCUUCCUCUCCCUGAGAUGAAGCUAUAGCCUUUGACCUUUGCUUUUCCCCAAUCCCUUCCAGACUAUUUUGUAAGUUUUCUGAGCCCUGGACUUCUGCCUGUGUCUGAGUGCAGUCUGGGGUGCUAGACAUGGUAUUCGUGUAGCUUGGUGCUCAAUAAACACCUGG